AUGCACGCGGUCUGGGAGUGCGCCCAGCCCGGGACGCUGGCGCGCCUCGGCGCGCGCUGCGCCGCGGCCGGCGCGCGGCGGGGCCGGCCGCGGAAGCGGUCGCCCGCGGCCGCGCCGGGCCUCGACGCCGCGGGCUUCCGGAAUCGCUGCGAGGUCGUCCUCGUCGGCGACGACGGCGACGCGGGCCUCCGGGGCCAGUACGAGGUCCGCGCCAAAGCCUUCAUCGCCAAGGGCGAGUCGCUGCCCUACCCGGGCGUCCUCGUCGGCGACGACGCGUCCGUGCUCGACGACGCCGCGGCCGCGCCGCGCCCGCUCGACGACGUCCGCUGGGCGACGUUCACCUACGCGUUCCGCCAGUCCGAGGACGACGACGGGCUGAGCCGGCCCCAGGUCGAGAUCUGGCCGACGCUGCGCCUCGACAACCCGGCGCCCUUCAUCAACGACUUCUGCGGGCCCGACCCAGGGCAGGAAAAGAGUGCGAAAUUCCCAACUUCAAAGGCUCCUCUCUCGGCCGUUUUCCACUCGCCCGACCGCGCGCAGUGGUACGCGCGGAAGAAGCGCCAGAACGUCAAGUACGUCGAGUCCGUCGACGGCGACCCGAAGACGGACUGGGGCGUGCGCAUCCUCGCGACGCGCGACGUGAAGCCGGGCGAGCGGCUGCUGGCGGACUACGGCGAGCACUACUGGGCCGCGUGGCGGCCUGUGUGGCGCCUCCUCUUCGGCGACGCGAUGCGCGCGUUCGUCGACGACGUCGGCGCGCUCUUCAUGGACCGCGGCGACGCCGGGGGCGCCUGCGGCGUCGCCGCGCUCCUGCGCUACGCGCGGGAGCGGCGCGUCUUCGCCGCGCCGUCGCGGCCGAACGACUUCCCCGCGGCACGGCCCUUCUGGCGCGCGGCGCCGCCGGACUGGCGGGCCCUCGUGGGCAAG
Molecule: messenger RNA, 927 nt
Organism: Aureococcus anophagefferens
Lineage: Eukaryota; Pelagophyceae; Pelagomonadales; Pelagomonadaceae
Exons: 3
Molecular function (GO): protein binding
Source: RefSeq, a predicted model, not a curated record